Serpula lacrymans var. lacrymans S7.9 is the source of this 661-nucleotide messenger RNA. RefSeq lists its product as uncharacterized. NCBI's taxonomy places the organism in Eukaryota, Fungi, Basidiomycota, Agaricomycetes, Boletales, Serpulaceae. The transcript is spliced from 5 exons. Gene Ontology annotation, molecular function: carbonate dehydratase activity; zinc ion binding. The record is from RefSeq and is a predicted model, not a curated record. Bases 61 to 618 code for a protein of 185 amino acids.
GAGCCUCUUAUCCACUGAACCUCACAGACAUGUUCUCAAACUCAAACGCUCAAUUUCAGAAUGGUUGACUUCGUAAAAGCAAAUAAUACGUUUGUGUCCCAGCACAGUGAGAAGAUGCAUGAGGUUUCUAAACUCGGUCCUCCACCCUCAGAGCAUCUUAUCGUUUUGACCUGCAUGGAUGCGAGACUGAACCCGUUCAAGUUUCUCGGUCUAAACGAAGGUGAAGCCCACGUUAUACGUAACGGAGGUGGAUAUGCAAAGGACGCCCUCAACAGCAUCAUCCUGUCUCAGCAAUUCUUGCAGACCCGUUCUAUCGCAGUAAUUCACCACACAGAUUGCGGGAUGACUCACUUUACGGUGCCCGAACUGCGUCACAAGAUCCUGGAGACGCAUGUAGGUAAGCUGAGUCCCGAUAAAGCUAGCCAGGUAAAGAAGGAAUAUGUUGAGUUGGAGGAGAGGCAAGCUUUCCGUCCAUUCAAGGAUGUGGAUGAGAGUGUAAAGGAGGACGUACAGUUCCUGAAAGUGAAUCCAAUGGUAAAAAGUGAAGAGGGGAGCAUAACGGGUUGGGUGUAUGAGACCGAGAGUGGAAAAGUCAACGGGUGGUCUAACCAAAAGUAGUGUAUAAUCACUUCGAUUUCUGAAUAGCUAUAAGCCGUAAUUU